AUGUCUAUCGUAUCACCAACGCCCAUGGGCGGAAGCCAGUUUACAACACUUGGCAGGAGGACAUCUGCGAGGCAGGCAUUGAGGCGCCCGCCAUCGCGACAGCAAUUGGCCCAUCGACCAACGUCCGACUCGAACCCGAUUGGCAGCUCUCGGCUGCCUGGUGCUACAGACAACAAUGUCCAGGGCGGCGCACAAAAAUACGUCAACGACAACGACAGCUCAGACGAAGAGAUCCCCGUGCCUAUGAAGCUCAGUGCUCUCACCAAAGCACUCCUUGACGAUGGCGGUCCGUCUGCUACUGCUGCCAAUGCGGCCCAACCGGCAGCUGUUCCUACGCGCCACAGGAGCUAUCUCGAUCGGGGCUUGGAGCAUAAAGACUCGGAUAAGGAGGUUGGAACUUUGCGGGAAAGUCGUCGAAAUGUGCGGGCUGGCAGCGCGCAGCUGAACUCGUCACCAAAUCGCGGUGUUGAGCCCAGCUCCGCUCCAAGGAAGAGGGUUGUUCGCCUAAGCUCGACCAGUGCAAGCGUCAACACCACUCCUGGUGGGUCAAGCCUUCAAAGCAGGGUUCGGAGGUCAUCCACGCAUAAGAGACCGGCGAGCAAGGAAAGGACAGAUGAGAGAAACAAGGUAUCUGGUCCCGAGCCAGUCGCCAGCCAGGACUCUACUGCAGCCGCCGACUCUGGUGCCGGCAUAAAUACCCCUCUGACUGGCGCCAGGAGGGUGCGCAUUGUUGCUAAUUCCUCAGCAACUCGGGGUAGAACGCCUGGAUCUGUUCUCAGGUCGUCUAGCUCGGCCGGCACGUCUCGGCUUCCCAGUUCGGCUGCGCAAAGCGACCACGAGCAACCAGAAGAGCCGAGGACGGAGCAAAGGACAAGGACGUCGCUCAACAACAACAACAACAACAACAACAGCGGCGCAAAUACCGCAAAGAAACCCGACGACCCUGCUCCCCAGAGCUCGAUGCGCAUGAAGCGUAUCGGUCAGCUCCCUGGGAGCUUUCUCAGUGGUCCCGCCCGCCGAGGUAGGAGACGGCAGAGCGAUGAGGAGGAAAACGCCGCAGCAGAUGAACAUUAUCAAGAUCAGUAUAUGCAUGGAUUGCGGGAACACGAGCCUGAAAGUAUUGCAAGGCAGCAGCCUGGCUCAGGUGCCGGCUCGUCGUUUCACUCGUCCAGCUAUAGAGAUCAGGCUGCCGCAUCUGGGAGCCCAGUUAGUAUCAAGGAUCCGGCAAGAGUUGCGCUCCGUAACAAAACAUCACCGGGUUCCGCCGCAAAGACAGACGGUGAUACUAAUAAGGAGAACGUUCCGCCUGAAGAAGCACACGAACCCGCACCCGUCUAUCAACCGGUGCUCCCGUCUGCACUUGACCAGGAAAACGCCGUGUCAGCCGCUGUCGCUAGGUCAAAAGAAAUCCUUUCAAUGCACGAGAAGCUGGCCGCCAGAGAUCCCGCGCCGCUCCCCCAAGUACAAGCACCUGCGAUGCAAAAUCAAAGGGCGCCAUCACCAGAGCGCAAAGUGCUUUCUCACAUGAGCAGAAAUACUCCAUUGAGGCCAGCUCCUCCACCUCCACCCAAGAUGAGCGUAUUAGAUGCUGUAACUUCCACCGCGGGGGCCGCCACUACCGCCCAAGCCAUCAAGAAGCAGCGAGUGCUUCUCAAGGUCAAUGGGCGUGCAUACAACAGGCUGGAUUGCAUCGGGCGAGGCGGCAGUGCAAAGGUCUAUAGGGUGACAGCUGAGAACGGCAAGAUGUUUGCUCUCAAACGUGUAUCCCUUGAGAAUGCCGACAUAACUGCGGUCAAGGGAUUUUUGGGCGAGAUUGAACUGCUCAAACGCCUUUCCGGGGUUGACCGCGUCAUCCAGAUGUACGACUCUGAACUCAACCAGGAGAAGAAGUUACUCAGUGUGCUCAUGGAGAUGGGCGAGCUUGACCUAGGCGACCUGCUCAAAUCCAGACAUAGCCAGGAGGAUUACAAACUCGACACAGUCUUUGUUCGCUUCAUAUGGAAGGAGAUGCUGGAGUGUCUGCAAUCCGUACAUGCCUGUGACAUUGUCCAUUCGGAUCUCAAGCCAGCAAAUUUUGUCAUGGUCAAGGGGCGGCUGAAGCUCAUCGAUUUUGGCAUUGCCGGGGCCAUCCAGACGGAUGAGACGGUCAAUGUCCACCGCGAGAAUCAAAUAGGGACACCAAAUUAUAUGUCUCCCGAAUCCCUCAUGGACUCUGCUCACUACUCAGCCACAGCGGCCAACAAUGGACGUCCCGACCGAUCACUCAACCGCACGAGGGUGAUGAAGCUGGGCAAGCCCAGCGACGUCUGGAGCUUGGGGUGCAUCCUGUAUCAGCUGGUGUACGGAACACCGCCCUUCGGACAUAUCCCGAACCAACUUGCUCGGUGUCAGGCCAUUAUUGCAUGGGAUCACAAAAUAAGCUACCCCGAAAAGGGCGCCGGCGGAGUAUUCGUCCCACCUUCGCUCAUCCGAACGAUGAAGAGGUGUUUGAUUCGCGACCAGCAAUACCGGCCGACAUGCGGGGAGCUCCUCACUGAGACUGACCCUUUUCUCUAUCCGCAAGAGAUCGACAUGGAUCGCGUGCUGCCCAUGACGGAGGAGCUUCUCACAAGGGUCAUCCACAGCGUGGUCAACCGUUGCCGCGACCGCAUGCCGACUGAUGGCGAACUAAUGACGGCCUGGCCCAAUGCAUACUGGGCUUCGGUGAAGAAAAGUGUGGGGAGCAAGGAAUCGAGAUCAUGA
Pyricularia grisea is the source of this 2742-nucleotide messenger RNA. RefSeq lists its product as uncharacterized. The transcript has 2 exons. The coding region runs from base 1 to 2742 and encodes 913 amino acids. Gene Ontology annotation, biological process: protein localization to kinetochore; mitotic spindle assembly checkpoint signaling; peptidyl-serine phosphorylation. Lineage: Eukaryota; Fungi; Ascomycota; Sordariomycetes; Magnaporthales; Pyriculariaceae. Gene Ontology annotation, molecular function: protein serine/threonine kinase activity; protein serine/threonine/tyrosine kinase activity; ATP binding. The record is from RefSeq and is a predicted model, not a curated record. Gene Ontology annotation, cellular component: spindle; nucleus; kinetochore.